Molecule: messenger RNA, 336 nt
Organism: Cooperia oncophora
Lineage: Eukaryota; Metazoa; Nematoda; Chromadorea; Rhabditida; Trichostrongylidae
Source: the annotation of a GenBank genome assembly
AUGUUACCCGAGUCGGACAUCUGUGAAAAAGAAAAAUCAGGAAGUAUUUCAACAUCUGCACGUGUUAUGCCCUCCAGACAACAGCCGGUCAUACUUGUCCAUGGAAUCACAAACACUGCAGCAACAUUCGAAGGACAAAGGCAACACCUUCUAAAGUCAGGGUGGAGUAACGCGGAAGUCUACGGUACCACAUAUGGCGAUGGUGGGAAAACGCCAGCUCCUCUUGUCGACAUGAAGUUCGGUGGUUUAUUCAAGGCUGUAGCGGAAUUUACGAUGCGGCGGGUUGAUGUCAUAGCAUACUCCAUGGGUUCUCCAGUCGCUAGAAAGGUAUGUUGA